Molecule: messenger RNA, 1588 nt
Organism: Hipposideros armiger (great roundleaf bat)
Lineage: Eukaryota; Metazoa; Chordata; Mammalia; Chiroptera; Hipposideridae
Gene: BCL2L13
Product: BCL2 like 13
Exons: 7
Coding region: 185-1588 (467 amino acids)
Biological process (GO): regulation of apoptotic process; apoptotic process
Cellular component (GO): membrane; mitochondrion
Source: RefSeq, a predicted model, not a curated record
GUGAUCUCACUAUCAUGGCGGCGGCGGGAGAUUAGGGCCGCGGAUCGAAGCAGCCACCGCCGCUGGGGGACCCUGUCGGAAACAGCUGCCGCUGCCGCCUCUUUCUCUUCUUCUGGGGCAGGGGCCAGGGACAGGUUUUACACAUCUCUUAGUAGACCUUUUUGGAGCUCUGCCACCCAACUCAAUGGCGUCCUCUACUACUGUGCCUGUAGGAUUUCACUAUGAAACAAAGUAUGUUGUUCUCAGCUACUUGGGACUCCUCUCUCAGGAGAAGCUGCAAGAGCAACAUCUUUCCUCACCCCAAGGAGUUCAACAAGAUGUAGCUUCACCAUCUCUGGAUCAAGAAGUUCUAUUAAAAGUUAAAACUGAGAUUGAAGAAGAGCUAAAAUCCUUGGACAAAGAAAUUUCUGAAGCCUUCACCAGCACAGGCUUUGACCAUCACACCUCUCCAGUGUUCAGCCCUGCUACCCCAGAAAGUUCAGUAGAAGACUGCUUGGCUCAUCUUGGAGAGAAAGUGUCACAGGAACUGAAAGAGCCUCUACAGACGGCAUUACAAAGGCUCCUGAGCCAGCCAAUGACAUAUCAGGCAUAUCGGGAAUGUACACUGGAGGCCACAGUUCAUGCCAGCGGCUGGAACAAGAUUUUGGUGCCUCUGGUUUUGCUACGACAAAUGCUUUUGGUGUUGACAAGACGUGGUGAAGAACCUUUGAGUUCAUUGCUGCAGUUUGGUGUGACAUAUCUGGAGGACUAUGCAGCAGAGUACAUCAUUCAGCAAGGUGGCUGGGGCACUGUCUUUAAUCUUGAGUCCGAGGAGGAAGAAUUCCCUGGAAUCGUUGCAGAAGAUAGCAAUGACAUUUAUAUCCUGCCCAGUGACAACUCUGGACAAGUCAGUCUUCCAGAGUCUCCAACUGUGACCACUUCUUGGCAGUCAGAGAGCUUACCUGUUUCCCUGUCAGCCAGCCAGAGCUGGCACACAGAAAGCCUACCGGUGUCUCUCGGUCCUGAGUCCUGGCAGCAGAUCACAAUGGACCCUGAAGUCAAAAGCUUAGAUAGCAAUGGGGCUGGAGAGAAGAGCGAGAACAACUCUUCUAAUUCUGACAUUGUGCAUGUGGAGAGAGAAGAGAUACCUGAGGGUAUGGAGGAGGCUGCUGUGGUGUCUGCAGCCUUGCCCACCAGGGAGCUGCAAGAGGCGUUCCCUGAAGCCCCAGCUCCCUCGCUUCCACACACCACUGCCACGUUCUUGCUGGAGAUAAGGGAGCCUGGCACAGAAAUAAUUGCAGUUGAGAAAGUCAGCCCGGCUACGUCUUUGUUUGUAGAACUGGGUGAAGAAGAGGUGAAAGCAGCAACAAUCGAACCUAUUGACUUACAGGAGGAGGUGACCCGUGUGCUGGAACCCACAAAAACACUGCUGAGUGAAGAGGAGCCUAGCAUAAAGAAAGAGAGCCUUACAGAAGGGGUCUCCCCUGCUGGAGAAGCAACGGCUACCCCGCUGUCGGGGGGCAAGUCUAUACUGUUGUUUGGAGGGGCUGCCACUAUCGCCAUUCUGGCAGUGGCAGUUGGGGUGACGUUGGCUCUGAGAAAGAAAUAG